Molecule: messenger RNA, 4167 nt
Organism: Lonchura striata (white-rumped munia)
Lineage: Eukaryota; Metazoa; Chordata; Aves; Passeriformes; Estrildidae
Source: RefSeq, a predicted model, not a curated record
CGGCCCCCCCGUCCCGGUGCGGCGCCGCUCGGCUCGGCUCGGCUCGGCUCGGCUCGGCUCGCUCCAUCCCGCGCAGCGCCUCCGGGACGCGCCUCCUGUCACCUCCAGCGGCGCUGGCCCGGGCGGGCGGCGCGCGGCGGCACCGCCAUGGUGCUGAUCAAGGAAUACCGCGUUAUCCUGCCUGUGUCUGUGGAGGAGUACCAAGUAGGGCAGCUGUAUUCCGUGGCAGAAGCCAGUAAAAAUGAAACUGGUGGAGGUGAAGGAGUGGAGGUCCUGGUGAAUGAACCCUACGAGAGAGAUGGAGAGCGUGGGCAGUACACACAUAAGAUCUACCACUUACAGAGCAAAGUGCCAACAUUUGUGAGAAUGCUGGCCCCUGAAGGAGCUCUGAAUAUACAUGAAAAAGCAUGGAAUGCCUAUCCCUACUGCAGAACUGUUAUUACAAAUGAGUAUAUGAAGGAUGACUUCCUGAUCAAAAUUGAAACCUGGCAUAAAUCAGAUCUCGGAACACAAGAGAAUGUGCAUAAACUGGAGCCAGAGGUAUGGAAGAGUGUAGAAGCCAUUUAUAUAGACAUUGCUGAUCGGAGCCAAGUACUCCCCAAGGAUUACAAGGCAGAAGAAGAUCCAGCAAGGUUUAAAUCUGUCAAGACUGGACGUGGACCUCUGGGUCCCAACUGGAAGAAGGACCUGGGGAAGCAGUCAGAUUGUCCAUACAUGUGUGCUUACAAGCUGGUAACAGUCAAGUUCAAGUGGUGGGGUCUGCAAAAUAAAGUGGAGAACUUUAUACAGAAGCAAGAAAAGAGGCUCUUCACAAACUUCCACCGGCAGCUCUUUUGCUGGCUGGAUAAGUGGGUUGAUCUGACUAUGGAGGACAUCCGUAGGAUGGAGGAGGAGACCAAGAGACAGCUGGAUGAGAUGAGAGAAAAAGAUCCAGUGAAAGGAAUGUCGGCUGCAGAUGACUAAUAUGACUCCUUCCUUGUGCACUUUUGCAAGACAGUCAUCAGGAAGGCCCAGGGAAUCCACACCCUCGACUGACGGACCAUCUCUGGAUCAAGCCUUUCUCUGUCCAACUGGCAGGCGAUUUUAAACCUCCCAUAGCUAAUUCUAGAUGCCCCUUAAUAUUGUGAGCAAAUAGACAGUCUGGUACUAAGCACUCCAGUGUUAGCACGUGUAUCCCAAGGAGUUCCCUCCUCGGGGCGUGUGACUUAGAGAUCGCUGUAUUUACAACUCCUCCCUCCUCUUUUUUUCAUUGUGUUCAGACCAAUUUCCAUGUGGCCCUGUUUGAUUUCCAAGUGACAUUUUUAGCUCAAAUAGUCUUGUGAUGUGGUGACUUAGAAUUUUUUUGUUUUGGUUUGUUUUUUGGUUUUUUUUUUCCAAGUGGGAUAAGCUGCCACCUUUGUUUCUGCCCAGUUCUUCAAUGUUCUUUGAAUGUCUGUUUGGAGAGGAAAAUAGUCCAUAUUUAAAAGUGCAAAACUCUUCCACAAAAUGUUCUGCUCUCACCCUUGCUCCCAGAGGGAGAUAUUUAACGGCAGGUAACCUGAGUACAAAAUGAGGAGCAGCCAGUGGGUUCUUGGUUUGUGGUGAGUUGGGAUUUGUGGCUUCUGCAGGGCAUUACUUUGUUCUGUCUUAACAAACAUGAAUUAAAGACUGUCCAGAAGCUACAGUCAGGCCCUGUACUGGGGCAUUCAGCACUUACCUGUUGAUUUUCCAUUUUAAGGGUCUCUCUGGCCCAUGUAGCUCUGUUGUCCUCCAGCUGUGUGUGUCAGUCUUACAGAAUCUUUCUUGACACAUGUUGCAACUUCCUGGUUCUUUAUUAAGACUUCCCAUAACUUAUAAAGCUAGAAUGGUUUUGACUAAUAAUAACGAUGUGAUUCUCCCUGGACAAAUUGGAAUGUUGCAAAGGCUGGUGUGCAAGAGAGGUGUUGGCAUCUGGUUAUAUCCAGGUGCCUGGGGUGGUGGUUCUGCUCAGCAAUAAUAUUCUUCCCAUUGCAAGACUGACUAAAGUAUCUCCUUUUGUGCUGUAAGAAAAACUACUUAUAAAGACCUGCAGUUUUCUAGGAUAUCUGUUGGUUAUUAUAAAUCAUAGAGGAUACUGUUAAUGUAAAGAGCUCUCGUUAUGUAAUGAACUGAAGUAUUUACUGUAACUAUCCUUAUGUUGGUAUCAGCUUUAGACAAUCAACUCAGCAGAACAGAAUCAAGGAAAUGCUGCUUUCUUCAAUACAUAUGAGGAAAAAAAAAUGCUACUUCUUUGCUUAUCCCCAAGGCCCAAUGCUUGAUUUUUUUUCCCUCCCCUAGUAGUAGUUGUUGUGGACAAAUUCGAUUGGGGAGGCUAAUUAUAGAUAAAUUAAUUAACAAGAAUUUAUUAAGCAAGCGGUAUUAACCAAAAGAACAGCGCUGGGCGGCUGGGGAGCUUCUGCUCUGCCAUGGCGCACCUUCCCCCUUUGACCUUUUUGUUUUUAUAGUCCCUUUUUUCUCCCAGUUGACAUAUUUUCUCUCAAUGCACCGGUGCAAUUGGUCGCUGGGGGGUCUUUUUUUCUGCCCUUGGUGGUCAUAGGAAUGAAGGCUUCUCAUCUUCCUUGCAGAUUGUCCUUGGCCUAAAAGUUAACUUGUACAUAAUUAGUUACACAGUCUUCUAUGCUAGUUGCAUUCCCUACUCAGUUCAAAUUUUUCUCUCCUUUAACACUCGUUUUGAUGAACAAAGACCUUUUUAUUUAUUACGGUAAUAACUUUAUUUUCCACUUCUGUGUUUGGCAGCACUAAUGUGAAACUCUGAAUGCCAAACACUCGUGGGUGUAUCACCACUUUUGAGGAGUCUUUUUAGCAUUCUGCAAUACACUGACUCCUCCAGCCCUUCCCACUCGUGCAAGCAGGAGAUCCUGAAAUGAUCCCAUGCCUUGCUGAACAAGGCUGUGCUGGGAUCAGAGCUGUUUUCAGUGUGAGAGAAGAUGGGAAUGCUCUGGAGGGAGAGGAUGGCAUUGGUUUCUGGGGAGGGGGCAGUUUAUCCCUUUAUUUUUAGUUUGUUAUUUUGCCUUACUCAUGUCUAAGUGCAAUAAGCUCUGAAUUGUACCAGUAACUCUGGCAGGCUCUUCUCAGUGACCUCAGACGGUUCUGCGGGGUUGGGGUGGGGUUUGAGGGGUUUUAGCAAUCUCACCAGGCAGAAGUAAAACAAGUUUAUUGUAAAAUAGGUAAAGAAACUAAAUUUUAAUCUUUGAGGCUAUUUGGGACCAGGAUGUUUCAUGACAUGUUGUAUAGCUGUUCCAGAAGUAUUCUAGGAGUGUAGGCCCCAGUUAGAGUCCUUUCAGUUUGAAGUAUUUUUAACAGAGAAUUUAUGCACUGACUCCUGUUCAUGUUUGUUGGCUAUGUUUUGAGGGAUUCUUACACUUGAGGGCAACCUGAGAAUACACAUAGCACACUUGUUCUUUCAGUUUGUGUUAUCCAAGAGGCUUUCCAUCUGAUGACACUAAUCGCCGUGGAAGCAGAUUGUAACAUUCCACCAUUGCAAUCCUUUUUUUGAUCCUCUGAUUUCAGAGUAAGAGCUUUUACACAAAGCUUUCCUGAUUAGUGGAAAAACUUGGAGGGAGGCGGGGGGAGGGGGGGAACUGCAGGACCUUCAUCCUGAAUACUCCCCCUCUGCUCCCUGCCCUUUGUUUUCCGUCCUUCCAAUUUGAUCCUAAGUGAAAACAUCCCUCAGCCUUUGGAUAGACAAAUCCUGUAAAGACCCUUCAGUCUCGACGCUUGGUUCCUGCUAGUGAGCAUAGCAAAGAUCACGCAGCGUUCCCGUGCCGUAUCUUCCAUCAGCUUUGGCGAGAACCCCCGGAUCUGCCGGCUCCCGGCGGGAUCCCAUCCUGAGCGGCUGGAUGCGCUGGGAUCGCCACUGCCAUCCAGGCCCGCUGGGUUUGGGGCUCCAGGGGCAGCCCCCUCGGCCCAGCCUGGCUCAGGCUGGUUUGCUGACAGGGCCGCUCGCCCCUCAUAUCCCGCAGCCCUCUGGGUUCAUCCCGCCACGUCCCGAGGGGUUCUCCGCGCUCUUUUCCUUUGGCGACACACACUUCGUAGAAUGGGUUAGAUUAUCUCGUCGUUUCUUUAAAUGUGAGUUUGUGCCUUUUUUGUCUCCUAAAUCUUCCAAUACAGGCAUAUUGGAAACGAAAUCUAAUAAAAUACUAGACAGAG